Nanorana parkeri is the source of this 4164-nucleotide messenger RNA. It is a transcript of the gene IMPG2, whose product is annotated as interphotoreceptor matrix proteoglycan 2. NCBI's taxonomy places the organism in Eukaryota, Metazoa, Chordata, Amphibia, Anura, Dicroglossidae. The transcript is spliced from 16 exons. Bases 1 to 4164 code for a protein of 1387 amino acids. Gene Ontology annotation, biological process: visual perception. The record is from RefSeq and is a predicted model, not a curated record. Gene Ontology annotation, molecular function: heparin binding; hyaluronic acid binding.
AUGAACUCUCGGCGCAAAAUUACAGCUCUGACCCGAAUGUCAACAAAGGGGUGGAAAACCAGAACACUUCUUGAUGGUAUUGUACAUAAACGAUCUACAGAUGUACAGCAUGGGCUGGAAGAUGGAAGUGGAUUAUUGCCAGAAAGUAAUCCACCUCUGGCUGAAUCAGACAGUCAGCAGGAUAAGGGUUUCCUGAAGAGGAAAAAGAGGGCCAUUUUAUUUCCAAGUGGUGUAAAAGUGUGCCCUGAAGAAACAUUUGACCAGGCUCUUGUCAAUCAUAUGAAGUUUUUUAAACUUAGAGUGUGCCAAGAAACUGUCUGGGAAGUGUUCAAGAUCUUCUGGGACCGACUUCCAGACCAAGCAGAAUAUCAGCACUGGAUGCAUCAAUGUGAAGAGGGUACCAUGCCAGUGUUUGAUAUAGGGGAGAAUUUCAGCAAGUCGGAAGACCAUCACAAGUUAGUCAAACAGAAACUGGCUCUCGCUAAAAAUCCAGCAAGCAGUUCAGAUGCAACAUCAUUGACUUCAACACCAGAAACAACUACAUUUCGAGAUGCGGCUGCCAAUGUACCACUAUCAUAUGCAAUAUCCGUUGAACAUUUUUCACCAACUGGUUUUCUGAAGCAAGAGGAGACUGAAGAACAGCUGGACAAUGAAAUUUUCAAGAUUACAGAGAAGCCAGCCAGACCAGUGUACAAAAUGGUUGAAUUUAAUAUGCUUAUUCUUAAUGAGCAGUACAGCCCUGAACUAAGUGAUGUGUUCACAGAUCAGCACAAAGAGUUCACUGGAAAGUUUGUUACUGAGAUGAAAAGUGUAUAUCAUGCUUUGCCGGGCUAUAAAGGCAUAAUAGUACAGAAAAUAAGACUUGCUAUGGAAGUUCAGUAUGCUGUCAUUUUUGAUGGUGAUUCAGAUGCCAUAAACCAUGCAACGUUGGACCUCAUGAAUCUACAUUCUAAUAAAAUUGAAGACACUUCAUUACACGAUAAUGAAGAUAAUCCAACAGCUGUUUAUACUGUCAGUAGCUUUCGAAAUUUUAUACUGGAUAGUCUGAACAAACAGAUAUAUAGUGGAGAAAACACACUCAAUUUUGACCCGGAUUCUCUCCAGCUUGUCAAUGUAAAAAAUGUUCCAUCACACAUUUACAAAGAAUGGACAUUAGUCACCGAGAAACCAACCUUUCCCAUUCCUUCUACAGCAGAUGUUAAUAAUGCACUGCAAGCAGAAUGGCUUCCCACUGAAUUUACAACUAUAAGGAGCACUUAUCCAGAGGAAGAAAACAAUGAUGAGCUGGUUCCAAAAACCCAGGUGGCUUUGGAAGCAGAAAGCCCUGUUGUUACAGAUGAUAUUGUUUUUAAAGAUAAUUUUUAUACAAGUUCUGUGUACAAGCUUACUACGCCAGCAACUGCCUUAGACUUUGUGCAAAACACAUCUCUUAGCUCAGAGGAAUCUUUAAUAUAUCUAGUUGCUACUUCUGUGCAAAGUUCAGACAUUCAAGAAGAAUCAGGGGAUAAUGAUAUGUCCUGGUAUACUCAUACUACUAUUGGAACCUCAUACCCAUCUGUGUUUGAAGAUAUAUCAUUGCCUAAAGAAGACAAUGUUAUUACCACCACCCAUCUUCCACCAACUGCUACCAUUUCUUCAGCUGUAGAGUACCAUUCAGACAUUGUGACAUCAGCAAUAGCUGCAGAAGAGCCUGCAUUAAGUGAACCUACUUUAAGUAGUUUACUAAGUUAUUUUGAAAGCACCAAAGCAAAUGGUGACAACAUAUUAUCAGAAGUAACUGAAGCAAAUAGUGACCACUUAUCAUUACCAGUAACCUCAGUAAAUAGUGACAGCCUUUUAUCACAAGUAACUUCAGCAAAUAGUGAUAAUUUAUUAUCACAAGUAACUUCAGCAAAUAGUGAUAACUUAUUAUCACAAGUGACUUCUGAAAGCAAGCUGGAAACAGCUGAAAUUCUGGUGGAAGAUAAUUUACUGCCUACAAAAUUAAUCACUGAAAAUAAUAUUCCCCUUGAUGAAGGUUCAGGCUCAGGAUAUGUUGGUUUGACCAAAGAGGAAAAUCCUGUGACAUGGUCUUGGACAAAAACAACAAUGGAACCCCUUUCACCCUUAAAAGGACAAUCUAUAGAUAUAGAUUUAAUGGAGGUAACAAGAAGCUAUGAAGAUCUUAUUGAAGAAAAUUAUACUGAUAAAUCAGUUGAUCAAUACAUCAGUUUGCCUACCACUGAAGUACUCCCUAGUUUGAGCCAGGAGUUAGAAGAUAUUGAGAUCUCUCUUAGUACAAUUGCCACAGAAGGAAUUACAAAUCAGCCUGUCCUGCUGGAGACUGUAACAAACCUUCCACCUGUUCUGUCAACUCCAGAAUACUUGAAUGUUAAGCCAUCUAUGCAAACACCCCAACCUACAGUUAGAAACGGGCAUACAGUUACUGAAGUAGACAGCCACAUUGAUAACUCAUUGGAACAUUUGCUUUCACAUACUGCAAACACUACUAGCACUGCUCAACCAGCAGAACCCCCAUCCACAAGUAUUAUAGUGGACUAUGAUACAAUUAUUACAAAAAGUUUUAUUUCUAAUAAAAUAGAACCAGUACAGCCAUAUAUUCCAGUCCAAAACCUUAGUUCAGUCCCAACAACUAAUGCAAAUAAUAAUCAACCUAUAACUAGUUCUGACAAAAACAUUGUUUUGAUGCCAACAACCGACAUUACAGCUAAUAAUAAUGAUCACAAUUAUUUGUAUUUUCCAUCAGUGCCACCAAGUAAACCACAGGAUGAGCUGUCAAAUACCAUCCCUAGCUUGGAUAUUAUAAAGGCACAUCCAGAGAGCAACUCUGAAUCUGUAGGGGAAAGCAAUAUACCUAACAUUGUUACUGUGAUUCACAGAGAGGAAGUCAUCUCAGAUCCAGUGCAGUCAGAGUCACAUCCAAGUGGAACUUCUGUAGGCCCAACAAGUCUACUGGUACAAGAUGAAGGGGUCACACUGGAUGUACAGGACAUUUCUCUGGAAUUAGAUCACAUUAGCACAGUUUAUUUUCAUCCAGACAUGAGUCCUGAAGAGAGAAGCAUGGUGGCAAAGAAGAUGGACUCUACAGACUUGUCGGGGGUUGUCUUCUCUACUCAUGAGAGUGGCAUGAAUGUUUCUUCACAAAGACGAGCACUUGUGGUGUUUUUUAGUUUGCGUGUGACUAAUAUGAUAUUUUCAGAAGAUUUGUUUAAUAAAAACUCACCUGAAUAUAAAUCAUUGGAACAACGAUUUCUAGAACUGCUGGUUCCCUAUCUGCAGUCCAACUUAACUGGUUUUCAGAACCUUGAAAUAAUGAAUUUUCGGAAUGGCAGCAUCAUUGUAAACAGCAGAAUGAAGUUUGCAAAGCCUGUUCCACGCAAUGUAACAAAUGCUGUAUACAUUAUUCUUGAGGACUUCUGCAACACGGCUUACCAGACUAUGAACCUAGCCAUUGAUAAGUACUCUUUGGAUGUUGAAUCAGGAGAUGUAGCAGACCCGUGCAAAUUUCAGGCAUGCAAUGAAUACUCUGAAUGCCUUAUUAACAAAUGGAGUAGUGAAGGCGAAUGUGUUUGCAACCCAGGAUAUGUAAGCGUUGAUGGCUUGCCCUGUCAGAGCAUUUGUGAUUUGGAAAUAGACUUCUGUCAAAAUGAUGGCAAAUGUGAUGUUAUUCCUGGACAAGGAGCUAUUUGCAGAUGUCGUGUUGGAGAAAACUGGUGGUACCGAGGAGAACACUGUGAGGAAUAUGUCUCGGAACCUCUCGUGGUUGGCAUUGCCAUUGCUUCUGUAGCAGGGUUUCUCCUUGUGGCUUCAGCUAUUAUAUUUUUCUUAGCAAGAACACUUCGAGUUGACAGUACAAAGGGAGAUUCUGAGGAAUCUGGGGGACCAAGUGAUAGCUUGUCAUCUAUUGAAAAUGCUGUGAAAUAUAACCCCAUGUAUGAGAGUGACACCACAGGUUAUAGUCACUAUUAUAAGCGAUACCCACAGCUUCCAUCAACCAGUUCUACAAGUCCAGAGACUUCGGCAGACUUCAGUAGUGAAGAGAUCCGACACAUCUAUGAAAACAGCGAGCUCACUAAGGAGGAAAUUCAGGACCGGAUAAGAAUAAUAGAGCUCUAUGCAAAAGACCGACAAUUCGCUGAGUUUGUGAGGCAGCAUCAAAUGUAA